Trichoderma harzianum CBS 226.95 is the source of this 1164-nucleotide messenger RNA. RefSeq lists its product as hypothetical. The record is from RefSeq and is a predicted model, not a curated record. Gene Ontology annotation, biological process: transmembrane transport. The coding region runs from base 1 to 1164 and encodes 387 amino acids. Lineage: Eukaryota; Fungi; Ascomycota; Sordariomycetes; Hypocreales; Hypocreaceae. The transcript is spliced from 2 exons.
AUGGCCGAUAUAGCACGCGACAAAGCUCGACAGCAUGGCGCGACUGUGGUUGGCACUGCGGCUUCGGCUCCUGCUCCGAGAAGAAAAGAAGCUGCCAUUUCCACUGCAAACGAUGAGGUCGUGGCCUCGCGCGCAAAGACUCGCUCAUGGGAUUACAUCUGGAGAUCCGGUGUCGCCGGGGGUAUCGCAGGAUGCGCUGCCAAAACGACAGUGGCGCCUCUCGAUCGCGUCAAAAUCCUCUUCCAGACCAGCAAUCCCCAGUUCGCAAAAUACACCGGCUCCUCGUUUGGAGUCGCUUCCGCGAUGAAAGACAUAUACCUCUCAGAAGGCGGCAGAGGGCUCUUCAGGGGCCACUCCGCCACGCUCCUCAGAAUUUUCCCCUAUGCCGGCAUUAAAUUCCUUGCCUAUGAGCAGAUUCGCAACAUGAUUAUCCCCGACAAGAACCACGAGACGCCCUUCCGACGGCUGAUCAGUGGCAGUCUUGCCGGCGUGACCUCCGUCUUUUUCACAUACCCCCUAGAAGUUGUUCGAGUCCGCCUCGCUUUUGAAACCAGGAGAGAUGGCCGGUCAUCCUUGACAUCGAUUUGCCGCCAAAUCUACAAUGAACACCCCGUUGAAAAAUCUCGAACACCAAAACUGCCAAAUACACCUGGAAUUGCUGCAGCCGUAGACUCAGCCACCUCCGCCGUCGAAUCCGUUGCGCCACGAGUCGGCCUUGUGAAUUUCUAUAGAGGAUUUGCUCCCACCAUGCUCGGCAUGCUGCCGUAUGCUGGUGUAUCCUUCCUCACUCACGACACCAUGUCCGACCUCCUGCGCCACCCUUCCAUCGCUGAAUACACGACUCUGCCGAAAAAGAAGAACCACCCAGAAGGCAAGGCAGCACCGCUUCGAUCCUGGGCCGAACUUACAGCCGGAGGCGUAGCCGGCAUGAUUUCCCAGACGAGCUCUUACCCUCUAGAGGUCGUGCGACGACGCAUGCAGGUUGGCGGCGCUGUUGGCGAUGGCCGAAGGCUGCGAGUCGGAGAGACAGCGGCUAUGAUCCUCCGGGAGCGCGGCUUCAAGGGAUUUUUCGUCGGCCUCACGAUUGGAUAUGUCAAGGUGAUACCCUUGGCGGCGGUGAGCUUCUACACCUACGAACGCAUGAAGCUUGUUUUUGGUAUAUAA